UUGCAAUAUAAAUAUAAAUACAAACUUUAGCUUCUUUUCAUAUUUGUCAUAUUAAUUGUAUAUUUCUAUGUAAAAUCAAAUCAAUUCAAUUACAUAUAUAUUCAUAACUUAAUUAUGUUACCAACUAAAAUCAUUACCACAAAAUUACCCUUGAUUACUACUUGUGGAUUCAAAGGGUCAUUGUUAGCCGCUAAUCAGCAAUAUUAUAAUUUUUAUUCAACUUCAACCCCACCAACUACCACCACAUCAGUUAAACAAAGAAGUAGUAUACUUGAUAUAUCUACUAAAGUUUUGGAAGAUAGUGACAUUGAAAAACAUGAUGAUAAACAAUUCAUUACUCACCCUUUAUUCCCUCAUCCUACUUUCUCAGGAGAAGAUUGUUUAAAAAUUCAAUUUGAACAUCGUGAACCAAAAACUUUUGGAGAUAGAUUAGCAUUAAGAGGAAUUCAAUUGGUGAGAGGAUCAUUUGAUUUUGUAACUGGGUAUAAGAAACCUGCAACUCCUGAACAAGAAUUGAAUGGAUUUAAAGGUACAAGAUAUGAAAUGACAGAAUCAAAAUGGUUAACGAGAUGUAUAUUUUUAGAAAGUAUUGCUGGUGUUCCAGGUGCAGUGGCAGGAUUUUUAAGACAUUUACAUAGUCUUAGAUUAUUAAAAAGAGAUAAAGCUUGGAUUGAAACUUUAUUAGAUGAAGCUUAUAAUGAAAGAAUGCAUCUUUUAACCUUUAUAAAAUUAGGUCAACCAUCAAUAUUUACGAGAUUAAUUAUUUAUGUGGGUCAAGGAGUAUUUUGUAAUGCUUUCUUUUUAUUUUAUUUAGUUAAUCCAAGAUAUUGUCAUAGAUUUGUGGGUUAUUUAGAAGAAGAAGCUGUUAGUACUUAUAGUCAUUUAUUACAUGAAUUAAGUCAACCAGAAAAAUUAUUAAAGUUUAAAAAUAUGAAAAUCCCUACUAUUGCAGUUCAAUAUUGGCCUGAAUUAACCGAACAAUCAAGUUUUGAAGAUUUAAUUUUAAGAAUUAGAGCUGAUGAAGCUAAACAUAGAGAAGUUAAUCAUACUUUAGCUAACUUAAAUCAAAAGGUUGAUAGAAAUCCAUUUGCUUUACAAUUGGAUCAUAUUAAAGAUCCUCAACCUGAAAAUGGAUUAAAAGUUACCAGAGGUAAAGGAUGGGAAAGAGAAGAUUUAACAGUAUAAGGUUUUAAGUUAUUAAUGAUGUUUAUUUUUUUUAUAUAAAAAUGUAAAGUUUUAAUGUUUGUUUAUGAUUUUAUAUAUAUGCAUAAUGUUUCCUUAUUUAAAUGGUAGCUCAAACAGGAUAAUGUCGUGAUGAUGUAGAGACGGACAAUAUUACGACAUUUGUGAUAACUGCGGGUUACGUUAUAUGACACAAAAUGAGCAUAGAAUAUUCUAGCAACUUUUCAAAAUUCUGAAUAAGGACAGCAGUAUAAUUUAACGUUUAUUUAACGCUAAUUAUAACUUAUAAGUUACUACUGUGCAAUGUCAUUGAAAAGUUUUUCACAUACUA
This is a messenger RNA of Scheffersomyces coipomensis, 1513 nucleotides long. Its product is annotated as alternative oxidase. Gene Ontology annotation, cellular component: mitochondrion. The record is from RefSeq and is a predicted model, not a curated record. The transcript has a single exon. Gene Ontology annotation, molecular function: alternative oxidase activity. NCBI's taxonomy places the organism in Eukaryota, Fungi, Ascomycota, Pichiomycetes, Serinales, Debaryomycetaceae. Bases 115 to 1185 code for a protein of 356 amino acids. Gene Ontology annotation, biological process: alternative respiration.